Molecule: messenger RNA, 321 nt
Organism: Peronospora matthiolae
Lineage: Eukaryota; Oomycota; Peronosporomycetes; Peronosporales; Peronosporaceae
Source: the annotation of a GenBank genome assembly
AUGGGCAAGCACAGGCGCCAUGGUCCGAGCUUAACCUCGUCUGAGGAAGAGGAUACAUCGACAGGUGAGGAUGAGACUUUAGUGAAUUUAUCCGGUUCGCGAUCCUCCAGUCGUCGUCGAGCGUCCAAUCCGGCGGCACAACAUUCGGCUGGGCCUUCUCCGGAUCCGAUCGUCAUAGACACGCCGAGCCCUUCGCACGACCCUCCACCUCCUGUUGAUCCUGUUAUUCCUACCGUGACCAUUUAUCUCGCGCAGAACUUUUCGGAGAAGCGUCCAACGACUCGGAUGGUGCCAUCAGCACCUUUCUGGUUCGCCUCGUAA